AUGUUGUUGUCAUUUUAUUUACAUAUUGUUUUACUGAUCUCAUUUACAAUAUUUUCAUUUGUGGCUGUAUCUUUUAUCCAACGCAUUCGUACAGAAAAUAAUUUAUCAUCAUUGACACCGUCCGCAUCAGUUCAUGAUGCUCAAAUAGAAUUGCAUAGUGUUGCCAAUGGCACAAAUAAAAGUCCUUCGAAUGCAUCAGUUGCGCGAAUCGAUGAAAGCAAUCUGCGUGAAAACAUUUUUGGCUCUCCUAAAGCAAAAAAUCCAAUCUUAGAUCGUUUAACAUUUAUUAAUCCGCCAAAUACAGUUUGUAUUUAUCCAAAUAAUAUGGAAAAUUAUAUGAUUUUUAUUGUUUUAUCGCGUGCAUUUAAUUUUGAUUUUCGUCAAGCUAUUCGUGGUACAUGGGGCCGUAGUGAAAAAUAUAAAGGUUAUAAUACUACUAUAAAAACAAUUUUUUUUGUUGGAAUUGACGAUAGUGUUCAAUCAGCUGUACGACUUGAACAAGCAAGAUUUAAUGAUGUUAUUGAAAUUGCUAUACCAGAAAGUUAUGCCUUCGUUGCUCAUAAGGAACUUGCAUCUUUAUUGUGGACACGUCUUUAUUGUCCAUUAGCUCGUAUUUUAUUUCGUGCCGACGACGAUAUAUUAAUGGAUACAUUUUUAUUAUUAAAUUUUAUCAAAGAUGAUUUAAAUCUCAAUGUUAAAGAUGGUUUAUAUGGAUGGUUCAGAUUUAAUAAUACAGUUCAUCGUGGAGAUCGAUGGGCUGUAACAAAAAUGGAAUAUAAACCGAAUACAUAUCCUCCAUAUACAUUUGGUGUAGGCUAUCUUUUUUCUAAUUUUUCAUGUCAACGUUUAGUAAAUGCAGCCAAUCAACCAAAUCAUCAAAUAGUGCGUAUAGGCGAUGCUUAUAUAACUGGUAUUUUACGUGAUUUAGCAGAAAUACCAUUUUAUGAUUUUAAAGAUCUUAAAUUUUCUUAUACAUUUUAUAAUCCAAUUCCAUGUGAUGAAUAUUUCAUGAACAAUCCACAGUUAUUAAUAUGCAUGUCAAAAUUACAUACUGGAAUGCGUGAUGAUCCAUUGGAGUUCUACGAUGUUUGGGAUGCUAUUUUAACUAAAUAUGAAAAAUCGUUAUCGGAUAUUUUUGAUUAA
Molecule: messenger RNA, 1143 nt
Organism: Rotaria socialis
Lineage: Eukaryota; Metazoa; Rotifera; Eurotatoria; Philodinida; Philodinidae
Source: the annotation of a GenBank genome assembly